This is a messenger RNA of Oryza sativa Japonica Group (Japanese rice), 2055 nucleotides long. NCBI's taxonomy places the organism in Eukaryota, Viridiplantae, Streptophyta, Magnoliopsida, Poales, Poaceae. The record is from RefSeq and is a predicted model, not a curated record.
ACCUACGCACAGUUCGGAUCCGACCACUCCACGUCUCCACCCGGCCGAGCUCAACCUCCGCGCCGCACCGGACGGUCGCACCCGCGUCUCCCACCUCCCCGGCGGCGGCUCCCCUCAUCUCCGCCGGUCGCCUCCUCCAAGCCUCCGCGACGCGCACGGCAGAGAUGUACCGCAUCGCCGGGAGCCACUUGCGCUCUCUCAAGAGAUACAGUUAUAGUAGGUUUGCUAGUACAAGUGUUGUGAAGCAGUCUUCAGGUGGUUUGUUUAGCUGGCUUCUUGGGGAGAAGUCAAGCCAAUUGCCUCCUCUUGAUGUCCCUCUCCCGGGUAUUACCCUUCCUCCACCACUGCCAGACUUUGUUGAACCGUCUAAGACAAAAGUCACCACUCUCCCGAAUGGCAUCAAGAUUGCUUCAGAAACGUCAGUGGACUUAUCUGCAGAGUCCAGCAGCAUCUGUGGGACUGUAUAUUGACUGUGGUUCAAUAUAUGAAACACCUGCUUCAUCUGGAGCAUCACAUCUGUUGGAGAGAAUGGCGUUCAAGAGCACUACAAACAGGAGUCAUUUGCGGCUAGUACGUGAAGUAGAAGCCAUUGGAGGGAAUGUCUCUGCAUCAGCCUCUCGUGAACAAAUGUGCUAUACCUAUGAUGCAUUCAAGGCCUAUGUACCUGAGAUGGUUGAAGUGCUUAUUGAUAGUGUGAGGAACCCAGCCUUUUUUAACUGGGAGAUUAAAGAGCAGCUGGAGAAGAUCAAGGCUGAAAUAGCUGAAGUUUCUGAUAAUCCUCAAGGUUUACUUCUAGAGGCACUCCAUUCUGCUGGCUAUUCUGGGGCACUGGCGAAGCCCCUAAUGGCACCUCAGUCCGCUAUUCAUAGGUUGGACAGUAGUAUCCUUGAGGAAUUCAUUGCUGAAAAUUACACAGCACCUAGGAUGGUCCUUGCGGCAUCUGGAGUUGAACAUGAUGAACUAGUUUCAAUUGCUGAGCCACUUCUGUCGGAUCUUCCCAGUGUGAAGCGUCCAGAAGAGCCAAAAUCAGUUUAUGUGGGAGGAGACUAUCGUUGUCAAGCGGACUCUGACAAGACACAUAUUGCUCUUGCUUUUGAAGUACCAGGUGGAUGGUUUGAAGAGAAAACUGCCAUCAUUGUUACUGUUCUUCAGAUGCUCAUGGGAGGAGGUGGUUCUUUCUCUGCUGGUGGUCCUGGGAAGGGCAUGCAUUCUCGAUUGUAUCUCCGGAUAUUAAACAACUACCAUCAGAUCGAGUCAUUCUCUGCAUUCAACAGUAUCUACAACCAUUCUGGUCUUUUUGGAAUUCAUGCAACAACUAGCCCAAAUUUUGCUUCCAAGGCUGUGGAUUUGGCAGCAGGAGAGCUUCUUGAGGUUGCAACUCCUGGAAAAGUUACACAAGAACAGCUUGAUCGAGCUAAACAGGCAACCAAGUCUGCAGUUUUGAUGAACUUGGAAUCCAGAGUCGUAGCAUCUGAAGACAUAGGGAGGCAGAUUUUGACGUAUGGGGAAAGGAAACCCAUUGAGCAUUUCUUGAAAGAUCUUGAAGCAAUCACCUUGAAUGACAUUUCUUCUACUGCCAAGAAGAUCAUUUCAUCACCCCUUACACUGGCAUCAUGGGGUGACGUUAUUCAUGUCCCGAGCUAUGAAUCUGUUAGCCAGAAGUUUUUCUCAAAGUAAGCAAGCCUAUCGCAUGGCUUGCCCCCGACUUCUAAAGUUGCAGACGUGUAACUCUACUGGUCCUUGGCCCUAACCGCUGGAAUUCACAAUAAUAAAUUGUCUAGACUUAUUUUUCUUAGAUAUUUUAAUUUUAAGCAAAUAAUAGUUACUCAAACGGCGAUGAUGCUGACUGUCCUUUUUAUUCUUUUCCUUUAUUAUAUUGAUCCAUAAUUUUGCGUCAGGCUGGAACUAUUUUUAGUUCCGCGGUGGUGUUGUUGUUUUUUGUUUUGUUUUUUUUUUGUCGUGCUGAGCUUAGCACAGCUGAGCUGUUGCGUAUGUGUCGUGACUUCAAGUCUAUGCAUGCUGAAAUCGUCUUGAUGAUUUUUCCAUUCAUGGUGA